AUGAGGCUGUGCGUACGGCUUCUGGCAUGGAUUUCACUGGUCGGUUGCAUAGUUAUCGAUAGCGACUACAAUGUGGCCAUGGACGACGAAGUGACACCAUCGCCGACGUCGUCAGCGAAACGAAAAGAACGCAAUUGCACCAGAGAUACGGCUAUCAUCGACAAACUGCUGAAUGGCACUGGAUACAACAAGUUUCGGAUACCAAAAGACGACGGAGUGCGAGUUAGCGUGCAGUUCUGGGUCCAAGCCAUCACAUCCAUCAACGAAAUCACCAACGAUUUCGAGAUGGAUAUCUACAUCAAUGAAAUGUGGAUGGAUCCAGCACUGAAUUUUGCAAACUUAAAUCCAUGCAAGCACAAUCUAUCGUUGAGUCAUCAGGUACUCGACAGAUUAUGGACGCCUAAUAGUUGUUUCGUCAAUAGCAAAUUUGCUGAAAUACACGAUUCUCCAUUCAAGAAUGUCUUUCUCAUGCUCUAUCCAAAUGGUACCGUUUGGGUAAAUUAUCGGGUAAAUGUCAAGGGACCGUGUGCUAUGUCGCUAGAGCUUUUUCCGCUUGAUAUUCAAGAGUGUUUCCUCAUCUACGAAAGCUUUAAUUACAACAAUCAAGAAGUGCAGAUGCGAUGGUCAAAUAAUCCCGAUGCUGUGAUCGUGAUGACACCAAUAAUGUUGCCAGAUUUCGAUCUCAUCAAGAUUUCGCCGACCCUCGUUAAUGCUCCCUAUCCUGCCGGAUGGUGGGACGAACUGCACGUCCGGCUAACGUUCGAACGUCGUUAUAUUUGGUAUUUUAUGCAGGCUUACCUACCCACAUACCUCACAAUAUUCAUAAGUUGGAUAUCUUUCUGUCUUGGACCACGAUCGCUUCCAGCACGCACCAUGCUUGGUGUAAAUGCUCUGCUUGCUAUGAUAUUCCAAUUCGGAAACAUUAUGAGGAACCUUCCGAGGGUAUCCUACAUCAAGGCGAUAGACGUGUGGAUGCUGAUGUCAAUGACAUUCGUCUUCUGUAGUUUACUGGAAUUGGCCAUCGUAGGGUAUAAAGUAAAGAAUGAGGAUUUGCUGAAAAAGCGUGGAUCAGUGUGUACCAAGAAGCCGCCGAUCAACAACCAUGUGAACCAUCUGGAAACCUCACCGACAAGAUUAUGUCGGUACGAUCAACGUCUCAUCUUGCCUAUGGAGCGACGAGGUUUUCUGUACAGCAUCAUGGCUCGUAUCCAGCAUAUACGACACCUACCUCCGGAGAAAAUUGACCACGCAUCUUCGUUUAUUUUUCCAGCAUGUUUUGCACUGUUUAAUAUCAUCUAUUGGUCUUUCUACUAUAACAAGAAGCUACGACAUAUGGCUCAAUUGAAAUUAUGAACUUUUCCUUGCCAAUUGCUCUGUUUUGAUUGCCUGUUAUCAUUUACUCAUUCACUCUGCAUAUAUCAUGAUCUCGCUGUGUUAUCGAACAUCUCGAUGAGUGCCUCAUCAUUCUGUGUUCCAUACAAAGUUUCCUCACACAUCGUGUUUUUU
Messenger RNA from Cylicocyclus nassatus, 1506 nucleotides. The record is from the annotation of a GenBank genome assembly. NCBI's taxonomy places the organism in Eukaryota, Metazoa, Nematoda, Chromadorea, Rhabditida, Strongylidae.